UGCUCAGCGGUGAGCGGUUCAAGCUAGCGAUGGGGGCCAUGCUGACAUCACAGCUGGGCCUAUAAGGCCUUCGCAUGCAACCAUUACGAUUUCACCACAAGGAGAAAGAAGAUGAUAGCGAGGAGGAGCAGAAAGAGGCCCCGAUUUCUGCGGAGGAUGCGGCCAAGAUCAUUCAGUCGCACUGGCGGAAAGCUGGGGGCGCAAAACGCACAAUCAGAAGAAUUGAGACACAGAGAACGGACAGAUUGCCGCCGCAAGACGUCGAUAGGCCGUUCUACACCCACACCCUGGGACUUACCUUUGUGUCACAUACACAGAAGAGGAUGGAGGAGGAAACGAAAAGCCUGGCAGAGAAACUAUUUCUAUUGCUGAGCGAUCCAAACAGCUCCUCCGCUGCUCAAUUAGUGUCGAUUGUCAUAGUUGCUUUCACCGUGCUUUCGAUUUGUGGCUUUGUCCUGGAAACAGACCGGGAGCUGUACGAAGUGAAUCCAGAUGUUUGGCUUGCUCUGGAAGUGGUGUGCACGAUGGUAUUUACUGCCGAAUAUUUGGCACUUUCAUUCACUUGCCGUGCGGCCGGCAUACCUUUAGUGAAGUUCAUUACUGCUCCCAGCAGUAUUGCAGACUUGAUCGCAUUACUGCCCUUCUAUGUGGAGGUCAUUUUGCGCUCUACCGGUUUCACCCACACCACGGUACUGAAGGCUUUCAAGGUUGUUCGGCUCAUUCGUGUGGUACGGGUUUUCAAGCUAGGCCGCUACGCGGCUGGCAUGCAGAUCAUGUGGAAGGCCGUUGUCGACUCCAGACAAGCUAUCUCAGUCCUACUCUUCCUUUUGUGUACUGGGGUUGUGGCGUUCGCGAGCACCCUGUACUACUUGGAGAGGUUAAGCUGCCCGAUGAGAGAGGUGAUGGACGAGAGUCAGCUUGCGCUAUACUUGAAUGAAUGUUCUGACGUCUUCAAUCGCGGAGUGUCGCCGAGCCAUGGCUUGUGCUGCACGGAGGACAACUCGCCGGUGGACAUGCCCAGCAUCAUUGCGGCAUGUUGGUGGGCUGUUGUCACGCUGACCUCGCUAGGAUAUGGGGACAUGUACCCGAAGACGCUGCAGGGCAAGUGCGUAGGGGUGCUGGCGAUGAUCGCGGGCUUGCUGCUCAUAGCGCUGCCCAUCGCUAUCAUCAGCCAGAAAUUCCAGGACAUCUACGAGGUCAAUGACAAGGAGGAGGCCAAGAACCGUGCUGCCCAAAGGAUGAAAGGCGCACCGCAUGAGACGUGGACCCUGAUACCUGGUUCCGACGUCGUUAGAAGGCUGAAGGGUCUAUCCAUCAAGGAUCCAGAAGCUCGGGAGGCUAUUCAAGACAUGAUGAAGUCACUGGAGGAAAUCUGGGAGCGGCGCGAAGCACUAGAACGUGAGCGAAAGUAUGCCAUGUCGCAGAUGAUGCGCUUCCACAAGGGCUUCGACAAGCUGCUUGUGGGCAUGAUGUCCUCCGACAAUUUGUAGCCGAUGCGGAAUGAGGCCUCUGAAGGGUUGGCGAUCAGCGACCCUGCAUAUGCAGGCCCGAGCUUUAAAGUUCCCUCUGGGCCUCGUCGCGCUGGCGAGUUUCUGAAGAACAUGGGU
Molecule: messenger RNA, 1607 nt
Organism: Effrenium voratum
Lineage: Eukaryota; Dinophyceae; Suessiales; Symbiodiniaceae
Source: the annotation of a GenBank genome assembly